This is a messenger RNA of Penicillium manginii, 2799 nucleotides long. Its product is annotated as hydantoinase/oxoprolinase family protein. Gene Ontology annotation, molecular function: 5-oxoprolinase (ATP-hydrolyzing) activity. Gene Ontology annotation, biological process: glutathione metabolic process. Gene Ontology annotation, cellular component: cytosol. NCBI's taxonomy places the organism in Eukaryota, Fungi, Ascomycota, Eurotiomycetes, Eurotiales, Aspergillaceae. Bases 1 to 2799 code for a protein of 932 amino acids. The record is from RefSeq and is a predicted model, not a curated record. The transcript has 4 exons.
AUGGCAGACUUUCAUGACCGUGCAUACCGCAUCGGAGUUGAUGUCGGAGGAACGAACACCGAUGCGGUACUUAUCUCCCUGAACCCAGUCUCUAUUGUGACCUCUCAUAAGGCGCCAACGACACCGGAUGUCACCACAGGGAUUACCAAUGCAGUACAAGCAGUGAUUGACGCCUCCAAUGUUUCGCGCUCAUCCAUCGGUUGCAUUAUUAUUGGCACAACACAUUUUGUCAAUGCUGUCGUUCAGCGCUCACCUUCAUUGCGAAGUGUCGCGGUUAUCAGACUUUGUGGAGGGCCCGAAGAAGGAUUUGGGCGUGGAAUUCCUCCUUUCAUCGAUUUCCCUGCAGAUCUCCGAGCUUGUAUUGAAACGCCUCAGGUCUACUUCUGCCAUGGAGGAUUCCAGAUUUCCGGCAGUGAAAUUAGCCCUCUGGAUAUCAAGGAGCUCGAGCGCGUGUCUGAUGAUUUGGUCAAGAACAACAUCUCCAACAUCGUCAUUGCAGGCAUGUAUUCGCCAAUAAACCAUCUGCACGAGACAAAAGCCAAGGAGAUUAUCCUACGCUCCAUGUCCGGUCACGGAAAGCCUGGCUUUAAGCCUCGCAUUACAUUAUCUCAUGAGGUGUCUGGGCUGGGAUUUCUUGCCCGCGAGAAUGCUGCAAUUCUAAAUGCCACAUUGCGACCACUGGCCGAGAAAACGAUAAUUGGAUUUCGAAAAGGGAUGGAAAAUAUUUUCCAAGGAACUCCCUAUACAUUAUACCUCACUCAGAAUGAUGGUAGUGUUCUCGGUGCUUCAGAGGCUAUUGAGCUGCCCAUCCGGACGUUCAAUUCUGGACCAACGAAUUCCAUCCGUGGCGGGGAGCUGUUGUGGCGAGCCGCAGCCGAGGCAGAUGGCGAAAGGUACGGUAAAAGGACCGAGCCACUGGUGGUUAUCGAUAUUGGAGGUACGACAUCCGAUAGCGGGCUACUACUUCCAAAUGGUUUGCCACGGAUGAGCUCUAUAAUGAGUCUCGUCGGUGGAGUUCGUACCAAUUUUGCCCUUCCCGCGGUCGAGAGCAUCGGGUUAGGUGGUGGCUCUAUUAUUCGGACUAUGGGUGACGGGCCUAUCUCCGUCGGUCCGGAUAGCGUUGCCCUCGAGCUUCUUGAGAAGGCCAAACUAUUCGGCGGAGAAUUUCUGACUGCUACUGACAUUGAAUGGGUCUCCCCCGAGCGUCUAGGAGACGUGACCCCCGAGGUGGUAAAUCAAGCUCAGAUUGCGAUGAGGCGAAAGAUAGAGGACCUCGUGGACAGAACAAAAAUCCAGAAAGGCGAGGUCGAUGUUCUAAUCGUUGGUGGAGGAGCUCCUAUAAUUCGGACCGACGAACCCCUUUCUGGCGUACGUAUGCUGCGAACUGUCAAGGGUGGUGAAGUUGCCAAUGCCGUUGGUGCUGCUGUGUCGCGAGUUUCCGGGGUGAUCGAUACUGUCAUCGAUAUAUCUAACCGAAUGGUCAAGGAUGCACAAGAGGAAGUCUCCGGACUGGCGACCAAAAAAGCGAUCUCGAACGGCGCCAGACCUGAUACUAUUCAAAUCGCAGAGGUAACCAUCUUGCCGAUCCAGUAUGUAGAGGCAAAAGCACGAAUCGUGGUCAGAGCGAUCGGAGAGCUAGACGUGGUCUUGCAGCAGGAGUUAUCUGGGAAAUCUAUGGGUGAUUCUUCUUUCGAAGAUGAAUCAUCAAGUCAUCGAAAUCACUCCGCUCAAAAGAUUGCUCCGGACGAAGAGGUUGACAUCAGAACAUACAGACCAGAAGUAAGGGAUGGACAAUGGAUUAUCUCUCCCACCGAUCUCUCAUUCAUAGCCCAUGGCUGCAAGAUUCUCGGAUGCGGUGGUGGUGGAGACCCAUAUCAAGAGUAUCUCAAAGCUAAGGCCAUUGUUCGUCAAUUCCCCGGGAAAAUGAGAGUUGUCGCACCUGAAUACCUUACAGAUGAGUCUCUGGUUGGAUGGACCGGCUGCAUGGGCAGCCCAGAGGUCAGCAUGGAACGACUUGAGAAUAACGAGUGUCUUCAAGCCCACGAAGAGCUAAUGCACGUCAUGAAAAGCCCACCAGUUUCCGGUUUUCUGUCAUUGGAAAUUGGCGGUGGUAAUGGCGUUGUGAAUUUGAGCGUUUCUGCGCAUUACGGGGUACCUUGCGUGGAUGCUGAUUUCAUGGGGCGCGCAUAUCCGACUACAUUCCAGAUCACCCCGAAUGUUUAUGGGCCACCAAGUGGAGAUGCUCUAGUUCCUAAUACUAUUGCAAGUGGCGACGGAUCAUUUAUCACGAUGACGAGGUCACGAACAGACAUAUUAGUCGAUAAGGCUCUUCGGGCAGCUUGCGUGGAGAUGGGAUGCAGGGCUGGCAGUGCCGGAGCGCCAAAGACUGCCAAAGUCGUCCAGGAGCAGGCUGUAACGAAUACCGUGUCGCUUGCAUGGUGGAUUGGAAGAGCAGUCGCUCUUGAGAAAAACAUUUCAGACAAGGCCCUUCGCAUCAUUGAUGAAGUCGGAGGCCCGGACAGCGCAGCAAUUAUCGCAAGAGGUAAGGUUAUUAAUGUUGAGCGAAUUCUGAAGACUGGGCACACGUAUGGUGUCCUGGAAGUCGAUGGCACUACGAGUGACGGAAGCAAGGCACUUAUCAAGGUUCCUUUCAAGAACGAAAAUGCCUUUGUUGAAGCGAUAUCAGAUGGGCAGUCCAAGAUCCUGGCAGCUGUGCCGGAUCUUAUUGCCGUAAUAGAUGCAGAGACUGGGGCGGGUCUUGGAACACCAGAGUACAACUGCUUCGCCGAGAUGGACUGA